CUUACAGUUUGACCUGGACCAUUGCAACGUGUUGUUAUUCUAAGCAACCAGGGGCAACCCCACGCUGCAUCAGGCUGCAUCUCAGGCUCGCAAUGCGUAUACAGGCGAUUCUUGGCCUCCUUUCGUCCACGCCUUUCGUCCAGGAAUACUUCAAUAUCAAUUACAAUGUCUUGAACCAUCUUGGCAGCAUUUCUCCGUAUCAUCGUGCUCGCCAUUACGAUGCCUCAGAAAUCGAUCCAGAACUACCUAUCGACUGUACCGUUGACCAAGUAAUGCUUAUGCACCGACAUGGCUCUCGUGGUCCCAUUGGCGAGCACAGAUACAUAGAGCGGUUGGUUCAGACACUCUAUGACGCAACGGAUGUUAUCCAGGAAGCAGAACUGCCUCGCGAGCUUGAAUUUCUGAGAGCAGGGUAUAAUUCCAGCCUGACACCGCAUAAUCUCACUAUACUUGGGCGCAAGGAACUCUUUGAUCAUGGCGUUGAAUUUGCAUUGAAGUAUCCACACCUGACAACCGACGUCAUCCUAUCUAGCGAUUCAGGUCGAGUGGUCGAGUCUGCACGUUGGUUUGCGCUGGGUCUCUUUGGACUUGAUCCGGAUGUUCGCAUUGUAACUGUCAGUGACACAGAUGAUCCUGUUUCUUGGAUCACUCCUGCACCAGGACCAGCUUGUCCGAAGUUUGACUACAGUUUUGGAAGGCAGGCGACGUUGACGUGGAGUAAACUCUACAUGCCUGUAAUCACUGAGCGCCUAAACACGCUUUUACCUGGAGUUGGGUUCACUGAAGACGAUACUCAUGGGGCUUUGUUUGCCUGUGCCUAUGACUUGGCUACCCAUGGUGUUUCUCCGUGGUGUGGCGUUUUUCGACCCGACGAAUUGGCCAAUUUCGAAUACGAAAGGGACAUCUUAAUGGACGCUUCGUGCGCAUACACCUUCAAAAAUUCUAAGGGAGACAGCCGCCCAUUAUAUCUUGAAUUCGGGCAUGAUGUCACAAUUUUGUUCGCUCUAUCUGCCUUGGGUCUAGCAGAGGAUGAUCCACCCCUGUCCCCCAAUGAGCUGCGUCCCGGCCGGAAGUUUAGGACAUCUGAACUUACACCUUUCGCCGCCAAUAUGGUUUGGGAAAAAUUCACAUGCACAAGCUCAUACGAUGGACCUCAGAUUCGCCUUAUCCUAAACGAUGCUACCUUGCCAUUGACUAUUUGCGGUCAAGGCAUGGAUCCUAUACUUGGGACAUGCUCCCUCGAUACUUUCGUCAAUGCGAACCAUUACAGCACAAGCAUUCGGUUCCGGGAUAAAACCUGGAACGCGACUUGUGGUGUUUGAAUCGACGAAAAUAAUCGAGGGAUUUCUUGCCGUUAUACUAGGUAUUUCAGUCCUGCGGAGGCCGUAAUUUAAAUCCGCCAUAAGACUGUGUCCGAAAAUUCUCGGUUCUAAAGUCCAAGCAAUCGCCAUUCAAGAAGGAUUCUGCGACACAUUAAACGACCCCAAUCAUCAUCAUGAUAGCCAUAUUUUGUAGUAUCUACUUAUUCCUCCGUCCCCCUACUCGAUAUCGUCUAGACACGGUUGGAGCUAAUGCAACACAAGAUUUGACUAACGACGUGUAUGUCCUAGAUCUGUUACAUAAGCACGCGUUGGAGAAUGCACAAAAUUCUACUAGUCCC
Messenger RNA from Suillus clintonianus, 1660 nucleotides. RefSeq names its product phosphoglycerate mutase-like protein. Gene Ontology annotation, molecular function: acid phosphatase activity. NCBI's taxonomy places the organism in Eukaryota, Fungi, Basidiomycota, Agaricomycetes, Boletales, Suillaceae. The coding region runs from base 93 to 1322 and encodes 409 amino acids. The record is from RefSeq and is a predicted model, not a curated record. The transcript is spliced from 7 exons.